UGCGAGCAGCUCGGUAUAACAUUUCCAUCAUUUUCACGCAAUUUAAUUUCUAAGUGACCUGUUGCUUUUGUCAUUUUCUAUUUAACAAAGUAGAAAUUUUAAGAGUUAAGUAUUUAAACUGAAUGAUAAACCGACAAUGUAGAAAACUGCAUCUAACAUAAUCAUGAGCUGUUCUCAUUUUAUCUAAUAAAUGUAUUGGCUUUGUGCGAACAAUUUAUUCAAUCGGUAAUAAAGUUUGUAGCUCUUCAACUAGCAACAAGCUUCAGAUUACAUGCAAUGGCCCGGAUCUCCAUAUUGAUCCCAGAAAACUUAAGAGAAAUGUAAAGUAGAUGCCUAAUUGCUGUAAGAGCUUUACAUAAUAAUUUUACUUUGCGUUUUGUGCUAAAAUAAAAACGUACCGGCGAAGCUGAAUCAAUCAGUAUAAUAGGAAGAAAGACUGAUGCGAUAGUAAGAAACGAUGGAACGAAAACAAUUCGUUUUUACCUCAUUCAAGUAUCUAUUUGAUAAAUCGAAUUAUGUUUUCAUAACAAUAAGGCCUGGACGUAAUGGCAAAAUAAUAUUAUCGUUUAUACGACUCGAAUUUUCAGAUACUGAUAUUUUCCUGGAAAUAAUUUUGAUGAGUUUCAAUCAUUUUAUUUUUGAGCUAUUUCCGACGUCGCUGUUACGCAUUUGAUGUUGUUUGACUUUCGCAUUAUAACGUAAAAUUUAACAGUGUUUCUUACUCGUGCGGCUUGUAAAUAUUACACCUGGAAAAGUUACAAUUUAUGUCUUUUACGUGUAAUGAAGCUUGCUGCUAACAUAGCUGAAAAGUUAAAUGUGUUUUACAAGACGUAAUUAAUGCGUCCUGAAACCUACACUCCCCAGUGGCCAUCAAUCGAACAUGGAAGAAGCUGUUUGCUUGGACUAAUCAAAUUUAUGAUUUAACAAAGGGAGUGACUCCGGAGAGAACAUCAGUGAAUUUAAAUUGAGUCUGAAGAUAAUCAACAAUGCCAAUUAAAGGACUAAUUGAAUUAAUUUUGCUGAGUGGUAGUUGAAAAUGCAAUUUUUCACUUCUAAUCGAAUUUAUCAUUUUCGAAAUUAGUUUCUUAAGUAUCAUUAUGAAACUUUGUUGUGAAAAUUAUAAGAAAAUGGCAAUUUGUGUUUGAAGAGAUUAAAAUGGGCGAGAUGGCGUCGAACUCGACGCUGAUUUUUCCGAAUCAGACUUACACGAACGAAACUGUACCAAAUGUUACUUCAGUGGACAAAAUCCAGUACAUUAACAUCACGAUGGAAAUGCCUAUAGCCUACGCCGUGCCCUUAUAUGGCUACGUUAUGCCGUUCUUAUUGAUAAUAACCAUUAUCGCGAAUACUUUAAUCGUCGUUGUACUAAGCAAAAGGCAGAUGAGGACUCCUACAAACGUCGUUUUGAUGGCGAUGGCUCUUUGUGAUAUGUUCACGGUUUUAAUACCGGCUCCUUGGCUUAUCUACAUGUACUCCUUUGGGAACCACUACAAGCCCCUUUGGCCUAUAAGUCUUUGUUAUGCCUGGUUUGUUAUGCACGAGGUAAUUCCCAACAUGUUCCACACGGCGAGCAUAUGGCUAACACUGGCCCUCGCCGUACAGAGGUACAUUUUCGUAUGUCAUGCGCCUCUUGCACGAAAAUUGUGCACCAUGUCUAACGUCUACAAGUGUCUUAUCUAUAUUCUAGUCAUAGCAGCUCUUCAUCAGGGUUUCCGAUUUUUUGACUCAGAAUAUAGCACGGUGGACGUGCUAUGGAAUAACCACACAACACACGUGUGCAAACGGGAACAUGCACACUGGGUGAAGGAAUACGUGACCGAGGAUUUCUACUUUGUAACGUAUUUCAUGUUCAGGGUAUUAUUUGUGCAUCUAAUUCCUUGUGUAGCUCUCGUAAUUUUGAAUAUCCUAUUGUUUCGAGCAUUGAAACAAGCGCAACAGAGAAGAGAGCAACUGCUUUCCAAGAAGAAUCAAAAGAAUGAAUGCAAGAAGUUAAGAGACUCUAAUUGCACCACUCUGAUGCUGAUAGUCGUAGUAACGGUGUUUCUUAUUGUAGAGAUUCCUUUAGUGGUAGUUACUUUGUUGCAUAUUAUAUCCAGUACGUUUAUUGAGUUUCUGGACUAUUAUGUAGCAAAUACGUUAAUUCUGUUUACAAAUUUUUUUAUAAUCCUAAGUUAUCCGAUAAAUUUUGCUAUUUAUUGUGGUAUGUCGCGACAAUUUAGGGAGACUUUUAAGGAAUUGUUUAUAAGAGGUGCCGUUACGACCAGAAACGGAUCUUCUAGGUAUUCGUUGGUCAAUGGGCCACGAACUUGUACCAAUGAAACUGUUUUGUAAUUUUUAGGAAAAACUCAAUGUUGAAAAAACAUUACGCUUAUCGAAACUCAUAAAAUUUUGUUUUUAAUUUGUAAGAAGACUAAAUACUUUGUAACAAUUCGUAUGCUUGUGUGUUGUAAAACGAUACAUUUGUUUAUGGGGUUGUAAAAUUUAUGUGUUAAAGCCAGACUUGAAAGACCUAGUUAUUAUAUCAUUUGUACAUAAUUUAAUGUUGCGUGUGUCUACUCGAUACUUCUAGGUUAGUUUCAACAAUUUUCUUUCUUGUUUUUACAUUUGCCUCUACCAUUUGUCAAUAACUUUCAACAUAAAGAGCCCUAACUUGAAAGUAGUUGACAAUUAAAUAAGAUUUGUAUUGUUUUUAACACUAUAAUCAAAAUAAAAUUGUAGUGUUGAAAUGUAAUUGAAUGUAGACCUGUAACUUUACAUCAGAGUUACACUUGAACUGAAAAAUGUAUCAUGAAUGUUCAAUAUAAUCCUUUAGAAUAAAUACAAAACAUAUUGAAUGUUUAUAUCCAGAAAUGUUGCCUUCCCUAACGUAUGUUAAAUAAAUGUAUCUAUAUCUAAAA
Molecule: messenger RNA, 2897 nt
Organism: Tribolium madens (black flour beetle)
Lineage: Eukaryota; Metazoa; Arthropoda; Insecta; Coleoptera; Tenebrionidae
Gene: SPR
Product: sex peptide receptor
Exons: 6
Coding region: 1156-2331 (391 amino acids)
Biological process (GO): G protein-coupled receptor signaling pathway
Cellular component (GO): membrane
Molecular function (GO): G protein-coupled peptide receptor activity
Source: RefSeq, a predicted model, not a curated record